This is a messenger RNA of Cuscuta europaea, 1924 nucleotides long. The record is from the annotation of a GenBank genome assembly. NCBI's taxonomy places the organism in Eukaryota, Viridiplantae, Streptophyta, Magnoliopsida, Solanales, Convolvulaceae.
UAAAGUCCCAAAAGCUUCCUUCUUUUCUAUUUGGUGCCCCGCGGCACUCGAUCCAAUUACUAUGAAAUUGACUGGCAACCCCAAGCGCCACCGUCCUCAGCCGCCAUCCCUGAUCACAGACAAACUACUUAACGCAGGUGCUUUUCUUCAGCAGAAAUACGGAAACUCGAGAAUGGAAACGACUACCAAUUGCUCCGAGGAUUUGUCAUCACAGAUGGAGCUGGAUGCAUUUCGGCGUCUUUUCCCCUUGCGUUAUCAUGAGCGUUAUCUUGUUGAAUCUAUACGACCAGAUGGACGAGCACUUGGAGAAGCUAGACAUACAGCAGUUGUGCUUGGCAGUGUGGCAUCUGCAAAUGGAUCUUCACUGGUAAAGAUUGGUUCCACAACAAUGUUGGCUGCAAUCAAGAUGGAAGUCAUGACUCCAGCUGCGGAAUCUCCUGAUGAGGGAUCCAUAGCGGUUGAAUUCUACAUGCCUCCAAUUUGUUCUUCUCUUGUACGACCUGGUCGGCCCGCGGAGGCAGCUCCAGUAAUUUCAAAACAGUUAUCUGACGCCAUUACUAGUGCUGACAAAAUGAAACUUACCUAGUUCGGGCAUGGUUGACUUCAAAGAACUCUGUGUGGUUAGUGGAAAAGCUGCUUGGAUGGCAUACCUAGACAUAUACUGCUUGGACGCUGAUGGUGCUCUGUUUGAUGCUGCAUUACUUGCAGCAGUUGCUGCCUUUUCACAUUUGGAGAUUCCUCCAGCUUCUUUGGAUGAUGACGGGAUAGUAGUUCUUGGUUCUAAAAACAAAAACAAAAAGGAUGUAAUGGAUGAAAAUGAACCGGUCUCUAAAGAAGGGAAGAGAAAACUGAAUAUAAAUAGUGUUCCGUUCUCAUUGACAUGCCUACUCCACAAAAAAAAUAUCCUAGCAGACCCUACAGCAGAGGAAGAGUCUGUAAUGGAAACUGUUCUUACUGUGGUAUUGGAUUCAUCGUAUCAAAUUGUAUCCCUUAACAAGCCAGGAGGGGCUGUCCUUGCCCACAGUUCAACUAUCAAGGAUUGCUUUGCAUUGACAAAACAAAGAGUCAACCAACUAAAGAGUAUACUGAACGAGGCAAUAUCUGAUAUGGAUGUGGACUAAAAAAUGAAAGCUUUAAUGUGCAUAUGUUCAUCUCUGCAACAUGUUCCGUCUACAAGUGUUUUUUUGCCUGAAGCCUCUCAUCCUUGUCUUUUCCAAGGGAUUAGUACAUAUAGCAGAGUGGUGCAUUAGUGAAUUGCACGUUUGAGACCAUAGCUCUCAUUGAAACAGUAGGAAAUUUUUGGAUAUCUAUUACGCACGGCCUUUUUUCUUCAAUUGGGGCACAGAGACCGCUGGUUUGCUGUGACGGGUGAAUUUGUUUGCCCUGGGCCCUGGGGGCCGGGGUUUGACUCAGAGCAAUAGUGACGGAUUACAAGUGAUUUUGUAGUGUAUCAAAUAAAACUGCAAAUUAUAUCGUGAAGUCGGUUGUACCAUGCACACGGUACAAUCGGGCUUUUUGUUGCACACGUGCUUUGCUUAUCGCUGUUACACAGAUGGAUGGCUCCCCGCUUGCACCUAGAUCCGCUGCUCACUGCUUGCACCCUAAUGGCUGUUCACCCCUUGCACCUCAGACCGAUGCCUUACAACUCGCAUCCCAGACAGACAGUUCGUUGUUCGCACCCAGACGACCACACAUUGAAAUGAAAGAACUAAGAUUUUUAACAUUUGAACUCCACUCAUUAACGCAUGUUUUUCGGUUUGGACUUCAUGAGUCUCCACAUCCACAUCCUAAUCCCUACAGCUAAAUUCAAAUUUGUGAGUUGAUAAAUCAUGCUUUCUCCAUCUAUUUAUGAUCAGGAGUAAUGCCAACAUGUGAAUAAUCCAUUCUGCUCUUUCAAUAUUUAAAUAAAACAUAUUAUUCAAAC